AUGUUUUUGUUACCCCGUUUGAAAAAUUUCACCAGAUCGAAUUCACCAGCAAGAAAACUCUUUUCACCAACAUCCAACAGUUUUUCAUCCACACCCCACGAUGAUGGUUUCUUCAAACACGAAAUGGACGAACUAAAAACCUACUAUCCACUCAUGGUGCAAGACCUCACCGACGCCAUUUCCCAAUACAAACAAUUCCCAGGCCUCCUGGAACGAUUUCCAGUUCUAAUGGAUUACACCGUCACCCACGACGAUCCAUAUUUCCUCUCCUCCGCCGUACUACCAUUAUACUUCUACAAAGCAGUCGAAGAAUCCGAUAAACUAACCGAAGAAAACAUCAAACGAGCCUGCCUAAUGUCCUGGGCCUACAGAACACUGGAAACCAGCCAGAUUAUCGUCGACGACAUUCUGGACAAGUCCGAAGUGCGCUACAACAAACCGGCCUGGUACAAAAAGGACGGUGUCUCGAUGGAGCUCACCAUUUUAGACAGCCACUAUUUAGCCACCGGAGCCUACAUGGUGCUAACGAAACGCCUGGCCGGCCAUCCCUGUUGCCUCGACAUCCUCGAUUUAUACGCCGAAGAGAUGUUCGUGAUGAUCAUCGCCCAGUACAUGGACAUCAAGAAGCUCGACUUGAAGGACUUCCAGAAGCUGGUGCGCCAUCGCUUCGACAAGGCCCUCUACGUGUUCAACGGCAGCGCCAGAAGCGGGCUGUAUUUGGCCAAUGUAAAAGACCAGGAAACCCACGAUUGCAUGAAGAAGUUUUCGGUGCCGAUGAGCCGGUUCUUUCAAGUGCAGAACGAUUUCAGCGGGGUGUUCGAGGAGGAAAGCAAGUUCCAGAAUAGCUGUCCUGAUAUAGUGAACGGGAGGAACUCCUGGCUGGUGACCACGGCUUUGAAGAUGGCCAAUCCGGCGCAGAGGAAGGUGAUAGAGGAGAAUUACGGUAACGGGGACGCGGAAUCGGCGAGGAAAGUGAUGCAGGUGUACGAGGAUUUGAAGUUGAAGGAUGUGCACGAUAGGAGAACCGAGGAGUUUCUCGGGGAAAUGCACGAGAUCGUGGAGAACUUCCCCGAGAGGAUACCGAAGCAACCGUUCCACGAUAUCGUCCGGCAAUUAGCUCUGAACAAGCUGUACUCUUGA
Phyllotreta striolata is the source of this 1140-nucleotide messenger RNA. Lineage: Eukaryota; Metazoa; Arthropoda; Insecta; Coleoptera; Chrysomelidae. The record is from the annotation of a GenBank genome assembly.